UUCCAACCAUCCCUUGACCCCAAUCUCACUUCAACUCCUUAACAGUCCUUUCUCUAUCCUUUCUUCCAUACAAUAUCAUACUCCGUAUAUUCAUAUCUCUGCUUCACCACUAUCGAUUUCCCUUCACACAUGCUUACAAACAACCCACUUAUUCUCUCCUUUAGAUAUAUUAAGAGCCCCAUCUCGCAUGGUCUUUCAAAAAAAGAUUUAGAGAUUUACUCUCCCCUGAUGGGUUUUGCCCAAGAAUGAUUUGCAAACUCAAUAAAGGAAGUUGAUUUAUCAUUUUAUCAAAUCUUUUUUGUCCUUGUAUUUCAUUAGCAUGUGUUACUAAAUAGAUCCAUCUAUGUCCUAGUUUGUAAAUUUUCUGAUGUAAUAUCUAGAAAUAGAGAUAUGAUAGAAAUAGGUAAUGAAGGGCAUCAAGCAACCCAAAUCUCAGUUAAUGAUAUAGAAUGAUGAAUAUGGAUUUGCAAAGAGAUGUUGCCUAUGCUAUAUGUGGAUGUUGAAGUGAACAUUGUGCAUUGGAUUUUCUCGGAAGAAUUUAUAUUUUGUGUCCGUUCGUAGGCACAAUGAAUAGAGAAAAUAGAAAUUGGAUGUACAAUAAAUAUGUUGACAAUGGUAGAGGAUUAACAAACGAGUUUAAGAAUGGAGUUAUUGAAUUUGUUAAGUGGGCACAACAACAAACACAGUACAUGGACGGAAAUAAGAUAAGAUGUCCGUGUAAGGAGUGUAAAAAUAACAAAUUCUUGCUUGGUGAGGACGUGUGUUGGGAUUUAUAUACUCAUGGUUUUAUCGAAAACUAUUACAAUUGGACUUCUCAAGGAGAACCGAUUGAGACAUGUUAUUUGCCUCAACCUGUGGGAACAUCUUACUAUGUUCCCGAUGAGAUGGCUGCGUGGGGAAAUUAUGCAGAUAUGGAAUGGGAGCAAAGAAUGGUUUAUGAUUUGGUUGGUUCUUCUGCAUUUUCCAAUAACCAUCCGGAUACCUAUCCGAAUAAUGAUUUCACCGCACACAGUAAUGCGGGUGAGGGACCUAGUUCAUAUUUUUAUGAUGUUGAUGCGUUAGGCACGCGAUUUCAAGAUGUUCUUAAAAGUGCGGAUCAACCAUUGUAUUCUGAUUGUGAUGGUCAUUCGCAGCUAUCUGCGGUUUCUGAAUUUUUGAAUAUAAAGUCCGAAUAUAAUCUGUCUGAGAAUUGCAUGUCCAGGAUACUUGACUCAGUUGGUAGCAUGUUACCACGUGAUCAUUCUCUUCCCGACACGUAUUACAACAUGAAAAAAUUCGUCUCUGAAUUGGGUCUUCCUAUGAUUAAAAUCCAUGCAUGCCCCGGAGGAUGCAUGUUAUUUUGGAAAAAUGACGAGGGAUUGACCCGUUGUAAAUUUUGUAAUGAGGAUAGGUACAAGCCUAUGUCAGCAAUGAGCCACAAACCACGAAAACGAUCUGCAGCAUCCAAAUUGAUAUAUUUGCCUUUAGCACCACGUUUACAAAGAUUGUAUGCGUCAAGUGCUACCGCUAAAUACAUGACGUGGCAUGUCGAGCAUGACACAGAAGAAGGAUUAAUGUGUCACCCAUCUGAUUCAGAUGCAUGGAAGCAUUUGGACCGAUGUUAUCCUGAAUUCGCUUUCGAACCACGCAACGUUCGUCUUGGGUUGUGUGCUGAUGGUUUUGCCCCAUAUGGUCAAUUUGGCGGACAGUUCUCAUGUUGGCCAAUUAUCAUCACACCGUAUAAUCUGCCUCCGGACAUGUGUAUGAAACAACAUUUUAUGUUUUUAUCGUUGAUGUGUCCGGGACCUGGUAAUCCUAAGAAACGAAUUGAUGUGUACCUACAACCAUUGAUUGAGGAGUUGAAACAACUAUGGGAUGUAGGUGUUCCUACAUAUGAUGUUACGACAGAGCAGAUAUUUAAUUUGAGAGCUGUGGUUUUAUGGACAAUUAGUGAUUUCCCAGCAUAUGGAAUGCUAUCUGGUUGGAGUACCGCAGGCCUUAUGGGGUGUCCUGUUUGUAUGGAGAAGUCAAAUGCAUUUUGGCUCAAAAAUAGCCGCAAACCAUCUUAUUUUGAUUGUCACCGCAGGUUUCUCCCUCAAAACCAUCCAUACAGAAAGGAUAAAAAGUCUUUCCUGAAGGGGCGCGUUGAGCGUGAUCCUCCACCUCCGAGGUUGACAGGAUAUCAAAUUUUGAAUCGUGUUCAGCACAUUCCUUCUGCCAUAGAUGAACCUCUUGAGUAUCCAUAUGGAUAUAAGACUGAUCAUAAAUGGACCAAAAAAAGUAUUUUUUGGGAAUUACCAUACUGGAAAUAUCUACUCAUUAGACACAAUUUGGAUGUAAUGCAUAUUGAGAAAAAUGUUUUUGAUAACAUUUUCAACACAGUCAUGAACUUCAAAGGGAGAACCAAAGAUGGUCUAUCAUCCCGAAGGGAUAUAGCUUUGUAUUGUGAUAGACCGGAAAUAGCUAUGGGCCCUGAAUAUGAAGGCCCCUACAAGAAAGCUGUUUACCAAGUGACGGUUGAACAGAAGCAAAAAAUAUUGGAGUGGCUUAUUCAGUUGCGAUUUCCAGAUGGAUACACAUCCAACUUCAAGAGAAUUGUUGACUUAGAAAAGUUGUCAAUUAAAAAUAUGAAGAGCCAUGAUUGUCACGUAAUCAUGCAACGUUUACUCUCAGUUGCUCUGAAGGAAAAUCUUCCGGCCAAUGUAUGGGCGUGUAUUGUUGAUGUUUCCCAACUUUUUCAGUUAAUAUGUUCGCCUGUACUUAACAAAAAAGCUCUUGAGGACCUUCACCGCAAUGUUCCGACUAUAAUGUGUAAUCUCGAAAAAGUGUUUCCUCCAUCCUUUUUUGAUGGAAUGGAGCAUCUACUUAUCCAUCUUCCAUGGGAAGCUAGAAGAGGAGGUCCACCAUUUUAUAGAUGGAUGUACAGCUUUGAGAGGUUUUUGCGGGAACUGAAAAAGAAAGUGACAAAUAAAGCUCACGUCGGAGCUUCUAUCUGCCAAGCAUACCUCACGGAAGAAGUUUCUACAUUCUCUUCUUUCUAUUUUGAAAGAGAUGUGAUUACCAGACGAAAAAGACCAGCUAGAAAUGAUGACAUUGAUGAGGGAAUGUAUGAGCAAAUGGUAUCAAUUUUCAACUAUCCUGGCAAAGGUUAUGGCAGACAAACACAUCGUCAUGUUGUCGGAGAUGAGUUCCGAAUUGCACACACCUACAUUUUGGUGAACUGUCCCGAAGUUAUUCCGUAUUACAAUGACUUCAGAGAAAAUCUUUCCAGUUCCGGUUACGGGAAUGAGGACAUUGAUCAUUUCAUCGACACUGACUUUGCAAGAUGGUUCAAGCAGACGAUACUGCGUGAAGCUGCCACAGGGACUAUGGACCCAUUUUUGGAAUCACUAGCAUGGGGGCCUGAAACUUUAGUGAAGUGUUGGUCUGUCUAUUUUGUCAAUGGUUACAAAUAUCAUACCCGAGCCUAUGGAAACAAUAAACCCACAAUGAACAGUGGAGUGUGUGUCCCAACGUGCAGUUUCGAUAACUCAGAGACUGACUUUUUUGGAUAUGUUGACGAGAUACUAGAGAUGAAAUUUGCAGGUGAAAAGGAGUUAUCGAUUGUACUUUUCCGAUGCACUUGGGUAGAUCCCGUGAUGGGGGUGAGAAAAGACGACAUACACAAUUUACGCGAUGUGAAUCAUGCGCGAGCAUAUCAGAAAAACGAGCCAUUCAUUUUAGCUCAACAAGCUGCCCAAGUUUAUUACGCAGAAUAUCCGACAACAAAGCAGAGAAUAUCUCCUUGGGUGUGCGCUUGCACAAUUAGACCGAGAAAAGUCGUUUCUCAUGCAAUACAUAAGAAUGUCGAUAUUGACAUUUACCAACAAGAGUUUUUUCUAGCUCCAGUUCCACAAACUAUUGACGAGGAAAUUAUUUUGGAAGAUUUUACUGGGGCAGAAAUAGAACCUGAUCCUAACGACGGCAACGAUGACCCCAACGAAGGAAGUCAAUAUGAAGAGGAUUGGAACUUCCAGACGGAAGAUACAGAUGAAGAUGACUACAUUGACAAUACCGACCCAGAUACUGAAAAUGAAGAUGAAUGAACAAUUGUAAUUUGUAGCUGUUUUGCAAUUUUGAAUUCUGCUUCUCCUGAAUAAUGUUUUGUAUUUCGUAUUGAAUAAUGCAAAUUAUUUCGUCUUAAUUUCGUCAUAAUUACUAGUUAAUAAAAUAGUAAUGGACUCAGAGCCC
This is a messenger RNA of Cuscuta epithymum, 4209 nucleotides long. NCBI's taxonomy places the organism in Eukaryota, Viridiplantae, Streptophyta, Magnoliopsida, Solanales, Convolvulaceae. The record is from the annotation of a GenBank genome assembly.